This is a messenger RNA of Pocillopora damicornis (cauliflower coral), 1254 nucleotides long. RefSeq names its product adenosine receptor A3. The record is from RefSeq and is a predicted model, not a curated record. Lineage: Eukaryota; Metazoa; Cnidaria; Anthozoa; Scleractinia; Pocilloporidae. Gene Ontology annotation, biological process: G protein-coupled receptor signaling pathway. Gene Ontology annotation, cellular component: plasma membrane. Gene Ontology annotation, molecular function: G protein-coupled receptor activity.
UGUUUAACUCAAAAGAAUGGCGAUCAAAAAUUUCACAGCCGAAAAAGAUAGACCAUGGUAUGAAAAUCGGUACUGCUCUGUAGAUGUUUCUGGCUCGAUACACUUCCAGUUAACGUGUUUUUCGGUGGUCAACAUAUUUUUAUCCGUUUCGGCUCUUCUAGGGAAUAGCAUGAUCUUGGUUUCUCUUCAAAAGGUAUUUUGCUUUCAUCCGCCAUCUAAAGUCCUAUUACGUUGUCUGGCAAUAACAGAUCUUUGUGUUGGUAUGAUAGCGCAGCCUCUCUUUGUGACCUACUUGUUAUCUGCAGUGAAUGAACACUGGGACACUUGUCAAUAUGCUUCUGCUGCUAUAACUGUAGCUGGGUACACGUUAAGCGGAGUAUCUUUGUUGACGUUGACUGCAAUAACCACGGACAGGCUUCUCGCGUUGCUUUUGGGCUUGAGAUACAGACAAGUUGUAACGCUGAAAAGAACAUAUCUUAUUGUAACUAUAUUUUGUCUCGUGUCCUUUUUCGUCGGAGCAACCUACUUUUGGAAUUCAGUCUUGACAUUAUGGGCCAGCUCCACAACCGCAUUAUUAUGUCUGGUACUUUCGGGCACCUUUUACUCGAAAAUAUUCCUUGCACUCCGACAUCAUCGAACUCAAGUGGAACAAACUGCUCGUCAAUCGAGCUUAACAAUCCCACAGAACGUAGUUAAGUAUCGGAAGACCCUGUCUGGUAUAAUUUGGGUGCAGUUGACUUUAACAGUUUGCUAUAUACCGUACGUGGUGUGGGCAACCUUCUUCCUAAAGGAUGAGAAGCUAUCUCCAUCUGUCGUCUUGAGCAAAUAUUUUUCACUAACUCUGGUUUUCUUAAACUCGACACUAAACCCAUUUCUUUAUUGUUGGAAGUUAAGGGAUGUGCGACAGGCUGUGAAGGAAACAAUCAGGCAGAAUUUUUGCUGUUAGUUGCUUAUCUGCCUGAAGAAUUUUCAUAAAAUAAUGUAGGUUUUGUGUCUGCCAAGAACUUUCGAAGUGUCCAUUAAUUAUUGCUUUAGUGCAAGGUAUUGGAACACAGACUCAGGUAACUUGUGAAUUUUAUUUUGCGAUAAAGCAUAGUACUAUCAAUCAUUUUAACUCGCGUGCUAUCAGUCAACUCCAGUUGAUUGACGGAUGUGCACGACACAGCAUCGCCCGAAACAAAGAAUUUUACUUCUUGUUCUAAAGAUAAAAAUUGUCACUUGCUGCAACGGCUCCUAAGUUAAUAUCGAGAAAAU